Messenger RNA from Cannabis sativa, 2131 nucleotides. RefSeq names its product diacylglycerol kinase 1. Gene Ontology annotation, molecular function: ATP-dependent diacylglycerol kinase activity. Bases 364 to 1869 code for a protein of 501 amino acids. The record is from RefSeq and is a predicted model, not a curated record. The transcript has 13 exons. Lineage: Eukaryota; Viridiplantae; Streptophyta; Magnoliopsida; Rosales; Cannabaceae.
AACUUUGAUGUUUAAAAAAGUAAUUUAGUGUUAGUUGAAUUUGACGAAAAGAAUGCAGGUGUUGUAGUGGUUAUGCUAUGAGUAUGACACCUCUCCAAGCCUCUGCUCAAUUAACACAAAAACUAAUUUGGUGUGUAGUCGCUUUUUUUUCUUAACUGGUGUUUAGUUGAAUUUGAGGUUAGUGAGUUUUACCUAAAAAAUCAAAUAAAAUGAAAGAGUGUAUAUAUAUGCGUAGUUAUAUAUUUGAAUGUAGUUUCGUAGCUUUGACGCGUUCGAAUCCGAGUCGGAGAGAUCAACGAAGAAUCGCUUCCCUCCCAAACAGUAGUAGCUUCCACUUUUGAAUCUCUCUCUUUGGAAGCAUCUAUGAAGUUUCUCUUUCAGUGCUGCAGUUGGGAGGUGGUCAUGACUCAUUUAAGAGCUGAUAAUAAUGUGCUUAAGGACUAUUAUAUUCCAGAUUACAUUCUUGUGCCGGGAUCGGUCAUUGGAGAUUCUAGACAUGUUCCUUGUUGCCCAGUCGUUGUGUUCAUAAAUACCAAAAGUGGUGGUCAGCUAGGAGGGGAACUCCUUCGUACAUAUCAAAAACUUCUUAACAAAAAUCAGGUUUUUGACUUGGGAGAAAAGGCACCUGAUAAGGUGUUACACCAGCUAUAUGUUACUUUGGAUGAACUCAAGGGUAGUGGAGAUAAUUUUGCAGCUGAAAUUGAGAAGAGAUUAAAGAUAAUUGUUGCAGGUGGAGAUGGUACAGCCAGUUGGCUCCUUGGAGUGGUUUCUGAUCUUAAACUUCCUCAUCCACCUCCAAUUGCUACAGUUCCACUAGGAACUGGAAAUAACCUUCCCUUUUCGUUUGGUUGGGGAAAGAAAAAUCCUGGAACAAGCCAAGAAUCCGUGGAAUCUUUCUUGCAGAAAGUAAAGACAGCGAGGGAAAUGAAAAUUGACAGCUGGCACAUUAUCAUGAGAAUGAAGGCUCCAAAGGAAGGAAGUUGUGAUCCUAUAGCACCUCUUGAACUACCCCACUCUUUGCAUGCUUUUAAUCGAGUCUCCAAAACAGAUGAAAUGAAUAUGGAAGGCUACCACACUUACCGUGGAGGAUUCUGGAACUAUUUCAGUAUGGGAAUGGAUGCUCAAGUAUCUUAUGCAUUUCACUCCGAAAGAAAGUUGCAUCCAGAAAAGUUUAAAAAUCAAUUAAUUAAUCAGAGUACUUACUUGAAGCUUGGUUGCACCCAAGGAUGGUUUUGUGCUUCGUUGAUUCAUCCCGCUUCAAGGAAUAUAGCACAGCUCACAAAGGUCAUGAUCAUGAAAAAACCAGGUCAAUGGGAAGAACUCAGCAUACCUAGCUGUAUCAGGUCUGUUGUUUGCCUCAACUUGCCCAGUUUCUCUGGUGGACUCAAUCCAUGGGGAAAACCGAAGGGAAACAAUCUGCAUGAUAGAGACUUGACACCUCCAUACGUAGACGAUGGCCUUCUUGAGAUAGUUGGUUUUAGAAAUGCUUGGCAUGGCCUGGUUUUGCUAGCUCCUAAUGGACAUGGCACUCGUCUUGCACAGGCAAGUGGAGUCCGUUUCGAGUUUCAUAAGGCAGCAGCCAGCCAUACAUUCAUGAGAAUAGACGGCGAGCCAUGGAAACAACCUCUUCCAGUUGACGAUGACAAAGUUGUUGUGGAAAUCUCUCACUUUGGUCAAGUGAGUAUGCUUGCAGCAGCAUCCUGUCGAUCCAAAAGUGUCCAUGAUCCAUCAUCAGCAUUAUAUUGUAUGAAUGAUGAAGAUGAUAGUAAUGAAGAAGAAAAUACAGAAGGUUCAGAAGAGCGAAGGAAAUUCGGUGCAGCAGACACCUUUAAAUUACCGGACGAUGUUGACAUUGCUCAACUCAGUUAAGUUGAUGCGGUACACAUUCCCGCGGUUCUCAGUUUGCUUUAUAGAAAUCUUCAUUUUCCAUCCACUGAUUAGGCUUUGAAAUUUAAAUUCUUACUCAUACAACUUCAUGAUACAUUGUAUAGUAGCAAAUGUAGUGAUAUAACUUCAUGAUUCCUUUUUUCACUUUAGCUUAUUUAGUAUAUUUAGCAGAUGGCGUGUAAAUAUAAAUAUAUCUGAUUGUAUUUAAUGGAUGUUUCUUAUUCAUUAGUUCAUUUAUAAUUAA